This is a messenger RNA of Pyrgilauda ruficollis (rufous-necked snowfinch), 578 nucleotides long. RefSeq names its product acyl-CoA binding domain containing 7 (gene ACBD7). The transcript is spliced from 4 exons. The record is from RefSeq and is a predicted model, not a curated record. Gene Ontology annotation, biological process: fatty acid metabolic process. Lineage: Eukaryota; Metazoa; Chordata; Aves; Passeriformes; Passeridae. The annotation marks the transcript as partial. Gene Ontology annotation, molecular function: fatty-acyl-CoA binding.
AGGUGUUACCACCAUUUCUAAUCCGCCUGGCCUUGCCCAGCAGCACAUCCAUCUCUGGAGUCGCCUGGAAUUGGCUCUGCUGGACAUAGAAGAACCCUUUCUGUUCUUUCAUCAGGCUGACUUUGAUGGUGCUGCAGAAGAUGUAAAAAAAUUAAAAACAAGACCAACUGAUGAAGAACUGAAGGAACUAUAUGGAUUCUACAAACAGGCUACUGUUGGAGAUAUUAAUAUUGAAUGUCCAGGAAUGCUAGAUUUGAAAGGCAAAGCCAAAUGGGAGGCAUGGAACCUGAAAAAAGGUUUAUCAAAGGAGGAUGCCAUGAAUGCCUAUAUCUCUAAAGCAAGAGCAAUGGUAGAAAAAUAUGGGAUCUAGACUAUUCAAAAUAAUUUCCACUAAUACUUAACUCUUCAGUAGCUAAUGAACUAACUCUGUUGAGAAAAAUGCAAUACUAACUCCUUAUUGUGAGGUCUGACACUAAUAUCUUUUAAGAAUAAGCUGUUUGACUGUAAAGGGUAUUUACAUAUAUAACCUAUUUUUAGCUUGUAUAUUAAUCUAAAUAAAUUUGAAUUGAAUAAAUGAA